Messenger RNA from Anopheles coustani, 4645 nucleotides. Its product is annotated as protein similar-like. The coding region runs from base 1 to 3825 and encodes 1274 amino acids. The transcript is spliced from 10 exons. The record is from RefSeq and is a predicted model, not a curated record. NCBI's taxonomy places the organism in Eukaryota, Metazoa, Arthropoda, Insecta, Diptera, Culicidae. Gene Ontology annotation, molecular function: RNA polymerase II transcription regulatory region sequence-specific DNA binding; DNA-binding transcription factor activity, RNA polymerase II-specific; protein dimerization activity. Gene Ontology annotation, biological process: cellular response to hypoxia; regulation of transcription by RNA polymerase II.
AUGACGAAAACGGCAUCGAAGCCCGCUGAGGCCAACGGGACGGGCAAGGGAACGACGAAGCCCGUCAAAGAGAAACGAAGGAACAAUGAGAAGCGCAAGGAAAAGUCGCGCGAUGCGGCACGUUGCCGUCGAUCGCGUGAAACCGAAAUCUUCCAGGAUCUGGCAGGUCUUUUACCGAUGCCUGCCGAGGAGGUCGAGCAUCUGGACAAGGCGUCGGUAAUGCGUUUGUCAAUCGCGUUUCUCAAGGCUCGCAACAUGUUGGAACUGUUUCCCGAGUUGUCGCAAAAAUCAACGGAGGAGCAGCUGGCAAUCAAAAAGGAUACCGACGAUGCUUCGAUGGAUCACGAGGAUAACUUUGUAUCGGCUGAAGCGAAGCAGAGUCUGAAUCUGCUCGAACUGGAGCCGGAAAUGGUAGCCCUGCAGGCGCUGGACGGUUUUCUGAUGAUUCUUUCGGCCGAGGGAGAUGUGACGUACAUUUCGGAAAAUGUCAGCGAGUAUCUUGGCAUUUCUCAGAUCGACAUCAUGGGACAACCGAUAUGGGAGUACAGCCACCAGUGCGAUCACGACGAGUUGCGUGAGGCCCUGAACGGUCGGCACCAUUCGCCGUCGGAGCUGCUCAACGGGGUGGCAAACAGCGACUGUAGGCCGAUGGAGAACCGCGAUUUCUUCCUGCGGCUGAAGUGCACCCUGACGAGCCGUGGCCGUAGCGUGAACAUUAAGAGCGCCUCGUACAAGGUGCUGCACGUGACCGGACACAUCGCGUGCAAGGACAAGGAGGGCCAGCGUCAGCUGGUGUCCAUCGCACGUCCACUGCCGCAUCCGGCCAACAUCGAGGUGCCGCUCGAUUCGAGCACCUUCCUGACCAAGCACACGCUGGGGAUGAAGUUCAGCUACGUGGAUGACAAAAUGCUUUCGCUGCUCGGCUAUGGGCCGUCUGAUCUGCUGGGAAAAUCGCUGUACGACUGCCAUCAUGGCGGCGACGCAGAGCAUUUGAUGGGAACCUUCAAGCACGUGAUCAGCAAAGGUCAGAGCGAAACGUGCAGGUAUCGGUUCCUCGCCAAAACAGGUGGCUACGCUUGGGUUGUGACGCAGGCGACCGUCAUCAAUGACAAGCAGAAGCCGCACAGUGUCGUGUGCGUGAACUACGUCAUCAGUGGUGUGGAGAACAAAGAUGAAAUUUUGUCGUAUGCACAACUGGAAGCACGUCAGCAGCUGUUGCCAGAAGAAGCAGAACAGUGUGUCAGUGGUGUCACCAGUGGUGUCGAACCGCACAAUACAGCACCAGUAGCUGCAGCAGAAAACUGCGCCGUGCCAUCGUCCGGUGUUGAUAUUGUGACAGCUGAACAAACAAUUGCAACGAUCCCGGUGCGUUCGGGCAUCAGCCAAACGCCAAACGUCAAACUUGGCGCCAACAACAACAACAACAACAACAACAACAGUGCGGAAGAACUGGUUGAACUGUACUCCGGUGGUGUUGCUAGUGCUGGUAAAGUGUGUGUGAAGGUUGCCGCGGAAAGUGAACCAACGUCGAACCGAAUUCUGCGCGAGCUGAACAGCAACAACAGCUCUACAGUCGGUGGUGGUUUUGCGCCGAAACCCGGAUCGGUACCAGCAUCAGCAGCGUUACCGUCCGUCGGCCGUCCGGUAUCGGUUACGGCCUCGAUCUUUACCAGUCUCCCGAACGGUGGUAGUGGUGGUGGUGGUGGUGGUGCCAGCGGUACCCAAAGUGCCGAAAAGCCGAAAGCAAUCGUCAAACAGCUCGGUACUGCACUGCAAUCGCAGCAAUCGUCACCGGCGUUACUGCAGUCCGUUACGGCGAAGCUGUUCGUAACGCUUCCGGCAAGUGGUGGAGCCAGUGCAGGAGGCUGCAACGGCGUCAGCGGUGGAGGCAGUGGCGCAGCGGGAAGCAAACCCCAGCACGCCACCGAGAAAAUCUUCGCCCCACGGACGGAAGAUAUGAAUAAGGGAUUCCUGAUGUUCUCCGAGGAAGAGCCGGGAUUGACAAUGCUUAAAGAUGAGCCGGAUGACCUGACGCAUCUGGCACCGACGGCGGGCGAUGCAUGCAUUCCGUUGGAGGAAUCCGGCACCUUCUUCAAUGAUGAAAUGUUCGAUGACUUUAUCAUCCCGGACAGCUACACGCUGCUACAAGACGAGCUGUGCUCGCUCGACUCCCAGGAUACGCGGCUCGACGGCACCUCGAUGGUGGUCCAGUCGGUCGGCAGUAUCUCCACCGCGUCCCCGAUCCCGACCUCCGCCGGCCAGCAAGGCCAACAACAGCAAGAGCAGUUGCAACAACAGCUCCAGCAUCAGCACCUGCACCAGACGCAACAUCAUCAGACGCCGUCCCCGAACAACCAGACGUCCCCGGGCUCGUUAUCCUCGUCUGCCUCGUCGAGCUCGUCCUCGUCACCGGUGCCAUCGUCCCCAAGCCGCUCGCUCUCCUCCCAUCCGAGCUCACCUUCCGGCACGUCCGGCCUGGGUUCUUCCGCGUCCAGCGCCGUCUCGGUAUCCCUCGACCACAGUGCCACCGGCCGGAGCAUAGGCAGCCAGCACAAUGCCACCAGCAACGAUCCGUUCAUCAACUACCGGGACGAAACGAGCGAGGUUAGCCCCUCGCCGCAUUUACUGUCGCCCGGCAUAUCGAAGAGUCCCGAAAGCAGCAGCCUGCCGUCGCUGUGCAGCCCGAACGGUUCCCUGCCCGAGGAUGACCUUGCAUUUAUGAGCCUUAACAUGGACGAGAUCGAUCUGACGAUGCGGGCCCCGUACAUCUCGAUGAGCGAGGUGGACGAUCUGCCGCUGCUCACCUCGGACGAUUUGUUGUGGGGCGCACCGGCGGCCACCAUCGACGGCAGCGCCCACGGCGGCCCGUUCGGCCUCUCCGGGAAGUUUUUCAUCAAAGACGAAUUCGGUGCACUAGAACAGACCCGCCAACAGCAGCAACAGCAUCAACUGCUGAUUGGCAAACAAUCCCACGGUCUCAUUACCGACAUCACGAUCGGAGCCACCAACUCCUCCACCUCCGCCCGUACGGACGAAGGCAAUAAUGACAGUAAAUCAACGCAACAAUCACCACCACCACCGCAACCGUCAAUUGAAUCGAGCCUGGCGGCACUCCUCUGCGGGGGAAAUGUCAUCAGCAUACAGGCGCAAGAAACGCAACCGAACGCCAGCGGAAACAAUGCCAGCAAUCAGAUCCUGAUAGCGCAACAACAGCACAGCCAGCAACACCACCAACAGAGCGAGCCAGAAACCCAAUGCCAGCAGAACGGCAAGCGCAUGAAGCUGCUGGAGGAGAGCCUGCUUCAACACCCGAUGGUUGUGCUACCGGCGAGCUUGAAGUUGUGCGAUGGGUGGAAAUUCGAAGACCUGCUACAACUAAACGGAGCUGCCACCGUUAAAUUGAGCCAACAGCAAGCGCAACAGCAGACAGGCUCGAAAAAGCCCAACAGUCCCACCAAUGGCACCAGCCACAAGCGGUCCCUGACGGGCAUCGACGGCGUCGAACCGACAGAAACCGGUUUGUCCUGCAAGCGCCACAAAGCAGGCGGUUCCCUGUCGUCUUCGUCGUCGUCGUCGUCGUCGGCACCACAGUUGCUGCAACAGCUGAUGGCACCGUCACCGGUACCGCAGAAGCUGAAGGGAAGGGGCCGCGCGGGCCAGGACGGAAUCGGUGGACGCUGGCCAAAUGGACAGCUGGGCGGAGCUGCCGGCAUGCAGCAGGAGCAGUCCGGCAAUUCGGUGCUGAUGAACCUGCUCGUGAGCGGUUGCGACGUAAGUGCCGGCUACAGUUGUCUCCCUCGUCCCAGCAAGGCGGCCAAGGCAUAGUGAAUCCGGCUCGGUAGCAGGAAAUAUAUCCCCUCUGAGGCCUCUGGGAAGGUGGAAACGGAUUCGGCGCAAGGAAACCCACCGGAAAAGUGGAACUACUGCUUUCAACUAAGGAAGAUCGUUUCAUUCCGCGUGCCCCACUCCAAGCCCGAAUCAAUCCACCUUUUCGGCUAGGCAAAGGGACGAAAUAAAGGCUGGCUAGAAGGAAAAAUAGAGAAGAAAACAAAACAGCAAAACAAAGAGAGCACGAAAACAAUAGACAGGGAGGCUAGGAGGCGCGGAGUAGCGAAGUGAAAACCCAAUUACUGUGAUAGUUGAUAUAAUUUAUAGUUUAACAAACAAAAAAAUAAAUAAAUAAACCGACUAGGAGCAGGAGACGACCGGGAUGGUGGGCGAAAAGCGAGGGUUUUGGGGUGGAAACUCCACCCACUUUCCUUCCAAAGCGGCAAGAGUAAGGCUCAACACCGCAACAGAGAUAACGAGAGGAGCGGAAAAUGCAUGCGCGGGCAUCGAGCAAACUGUCUCUCCAAAGGACUACAAAAUGCAAUCGAAACCGUUUCGAGAUCGCCGAUCGUUUCUGUGUGUGUGAGUGUAUGUAGGAAAAGUGCGUAUGGAUUAUGUUUGUUAUCCUCUGUUCGCGUACGAUCAGCCGAUUUACCGAUGGAUUUCUCUUGUUACCCUCCAGGUAACGACUCUUCUCCAGUCAACAAAAACACACACACAAUCUUUCGCUACUUUGAAGCAAAGUAGCGAAGAGUCGGAAAAAAACAAAAAAAAAACCAUAGCGGUUUUUGUUAGUUGUUAAAUAAAAACCUGUUUU